Puccinia graminis f. sp. tritici CRL 75-36-700-3 is the source of this 882-nucleotide messenger RNA. RefSeq names its product 20S proteasome subunit beta 2. Bases 1 to 882 code for a protein of 293 amino acids. The record is from RefSeq and is a predicted model, not a curated record. The transcript is spliced from 5 exons. Gene Ontology annotation, cellular component: proteasome core complex. Lineage: Eukaryota; Fungi; Basidiomycota; Pucciniomycetes; Pucciniales; Pucciniaceae.
AUGACCGUAGUGGAUAUCGAGCCAAACUCGAAUGGCUUUGACUUCUCAAAUCAUUUGAGGAAUUCUCAUCUUACCUCCGCCUCUGGUCCGUCCAAGCUCUCGCUUCCCAAGGCCACCAGCACCGGAACGACGAUCGUAGGCUUGGUUUGGGAGGGUGGGAUUUGUCUUGGUGCUGAUACGAGAGCCACUGAAGGUCCUAUCGUCGCCGACAAGAAUUGUGAAAAGAUCCAUUUCAUUUCCGACAACAUCAGAUGCUGUGGUGCUGGUACUGCAGCAGACACCGAAUUCGUCACAGCAAUGAUCUCUAGCAACAUUCAGUUGCAUGCGCUCUCAACCGGGCGCCAACCUAGAGUCGUAACGGCAAUGACAAUGCUCAAGCAGCAUCUCUACAAAUAUCAAGGUCACGUCGGUGCUGCUUUGGUGAUCGGAGGGGUUGAUCCGACUGGACCCCAUCUUUUCACUGUUGCCCCACACGGUUCAACAGACAAGCUGCCAUACGUGACCAUGGGAUCAGGUUCGCUCGCAGCAAUGGCGGUGUUCGAAACAAAAUGGAAGCCGAAAAUGGCUCGUCAAGAGGCUAUCGAUCUUGUUGUUCAAGCCAUCUAUGCUGGAAUUUUCAACGAUCUUGGUUCGGGAAGUAAUUGUGACGUGUGCGUCAUCGAGGCCAGCGGUACUGAAAUGCUGAGAAACUAUGCCAUGCCAAACGAGAGAGUCGCGAAGGAACUCAACUACACUAUGCGUCGAGGUACCACCGCCUGGAUUAAACAAGACAUCAAAAAGUUAAUCGUUUCCGAAUCGGUUACUCGUAUCGGUGGCGGGGUGGUUGAAGGCGGACCAGGCACGGGUGCUGGCGCCGCAGAGGGCAUGGAAUUGGAUAAAUAA